Linum tenue is the source of this 918-nucleotide messenger RNA. Lineage: Eukaryota; Viridiplantae; Streptophyta; Magnoliopsida; Malpighiales; Linaceae. The record is from the annotation of a GenBank genome assembly.
AUGGCAGCUGCUACAAAUGCUAAUGCUAACUCGGCAACCAGUAGCUUCAGCUUGAAGCUGAUAAUCGACAAAAAGGAAAAGAGGGUCUUGUGCGCGGAAGCAGGGAAAGAUUUCGUGGAUUUCCUGUUCAACUUUCUGGCAAUGCCGGUUGGCGCCAUCGCCAUGCUCGUAACAGACGAUCGUAAAGAAGAUCCCACCAAGCAAACCACCGGUAGCAAUAAUGAAAUUCCCGGCUGCGUUACGGAGCUCUACGACAGCACCCGUAACAUGAACGUAUCCUUCUUCCAGAAUGCAGACAGAAAAGCUUUCCUCGCCAGCUGGCUCCAUCCCGAGACCAAGUUCCCGAAGGUGCCGCUGCUUCCCUUUCCCCCACGGCGAUCUUCGAUAAGGUCGUUAUAUAAGUGCGCUGAGGCGGCGUGUAAUGUACAUGGUGACAACUAUUAUGCCGUUCGUCCCGGAGGUUGCCAAUGUAGGUACAUUGAUGAUUUCAUUGACGCUCAGGGAUGGCCGUUUCGUGAGGCCGACUUCGUCAAGGACGUGGUGACUUACAUGGUGAUGGAUGAUCUCACGGUUACGCCUGUAGAAUCCAUGAUGUCUGGUCUCUCCCUUCUCGCCAAGUUUAAUAUCAAAGACGUCGGGGUGGUCGAGCAAAGAGUGGUCCAGGUCGGCACCAAAGAGGGAGUGGAGCUGCUUAGGGCGUUUAUGCACACAAAAUCGGCCCUGACCACUGUGUUUCUCGGGAAGAAGGAGACCAUCGUCAACAAGGCGUACAAUUGGGUUAAAGGCUACUCCCUGCUCGACAAACUGAGUUUUGUUAUCCGUUGUAUAAGAAUUGCUCUAUGGCUUUGUUUCUUGGGGAUUGGUCUGAUUGGAACGUUGUUUGUUUGUCUUGGUUUUAUUUUUUGGUUAUCAGCAUAA